AUGAGAAACGAAAUCCAAAACGAAGCAGCUCAGACUGAGUCACAGGGAAGUAUGUUUUCUUUUUUCAAUUUGUUCCCUCUUCUCCUCCCAAUAUUUGAGGUUAUCAAGAUGGUUGUUGCUUCCGUUGCCUCCGUAGUCUAUUUAGGCUUCGCUGGUGUAACACUCGGUGGUUCAGCCGUGGCAUUAGCUGUAUCUACACCCCUUUUCAUCAUAUUCAGUCCCAUUCUCUUACCCGCUAUUGCAGCCACUACUGCCCUAGCUGCUGGGCUCGGCGGUAAUAGAUUUACGGCUGAGCCAGCAGCAUCUCCGGCUGGUUCACCAUCAUUAUCUCUGUUGGGCAUACCAGAGAGUAUUAAACCAAGUAAAAUGAAGAACGAAAUUAAGGAGAAGAAAGGCAAAGUUAAGAAUAAGAUCAAAGCCAAAAAAGGAAAAAAAUCUAAAGGUAAAGAUAAAGAUACGACUACGGAUGACGAUACGACUACGGAUGACGAUACGACUACGGAUGAAGAAUAA
Eruca vesicaria subsp. sativa (arugula) is the source of this 513-nucleotide messenger RNA. Lineage: Eukaryota; Viridiplantae; Streptophyta; Magnoliopsida; Brassicales; Brassicaceae. The record is from the annotation of a GenBank genome assembly.